Symphalangus syndactylus (siamang) is the source of this 3591-nucleotide messenger RNA. RefSeq names its product cytochrome b5 reductase 4 (gene CYB5R4). The record is from RefSeq and is a predicted model, not a curated record. NCBI's taxonomy places the organism in Eukaryota, Metazoa, Chordata, Mammalia, Primates, Hylobatidae. Gene Ontology annotation, cellular component: endoplasmic reticulum; cytoplasm. Gene Ontology annotation, biological process: superoxide metabolic process. Gene Ontology annotation, molecular function: cytochrome-b5 reductase activity, acting on NAD(P)H; heme binding.
UGGGUCGGGGGCUUGGCCUCUGCCCGGCCACAGAGCCGGAGCUGGAGGUGCUAUCCCGUCCGGCGGCGAUCCCCGGGCAGGGCCCGGGGCCGGGCUUUGAAGAUGCUGAACGUCCCUUCCCAGUCUUUCCCGGCCCCCAGGUCGCAGCAGCGUGUCGCCUCCGGGGGGCGUAGCAAGGUAAGCGGGUGGCUCUGUGAGUCUCUCCCGUCGCUGCGUUUCGAGCUUUGGCAGCGUGUUCUCUUCUUCCGCCCCAACUCCCAGCUCCUGCUCCCCUCUCUGAGCUGCCGUUCCCUGCUGUCCUUGCCUGAAACCUCCUUCUGAUUCCACUCUGUCUACAGUCCCUAAACUCUCCUUACCUCACUCCCUUUCUCCUAGUAGCCCCUCUUCUUUCUGGUCCUUCAUCCCGCUCUGUCCGUUCCCUUCCUCCAAGUCCUUUCCCGCGAUUUAAAUUUCUAUGACAGAGCCAGGCACUGUGCUUGCGGUGUUGUAGGCGCUCGGUAUCAGCCUCCUUCCCUCAACCUCAUCUCCUCCCUGGUCUUUUGUUCUUCACUGCCUGAAGGAGUUGUACCACGUCACUCAGUGUGGGUUCCCUCGCAGGAGGGAAAGGCUUGGCGGUGGCGACAGUGACCGUCGGUGCAAGGAUGGGGACUUCUGGAGCUGGGGAGCUAGGUCAGGUUUACAGACACUAUCCAAGUCACACUGCCUUUCUUUCUUCCCCUGGUACCUGAUUGUUCUGUUAUUGCCUUUUCUACUAGUAUCACUUGCUAACUUCGAAGCAAAUAUAAUACUCUGGAGUUUUUGUUGAGCACAGUUGCUGUUAGCAACAGGUGGAAUACUGUACGGAUAUAUUUCAUAUUUGCAAAAUUCAAUAAAAAUUGUGUUCUUUGUUCUUUUGCGAAUGUUGUUUGUUCCUAUUUGUUAGUUCCUCAUUCUGUAACCAUAUCUUUAUCUUUCGUUUGUGACACUUCCACUUACUUGGGCCACUCGGUUAAUUCUUGAGUCUUAGCAUCAUUUGGAACCCUUAAUCGAUUUUCUUAUUUUUCUCCACUUAGACCUGGCGUUCUGAUUCUAGUUCAGAAUGAAUAUAGGUUCAGGGAUCUGUAGUUUUCAUUAGCUUUCCAGAGAUUUCUUCAGUACUUACGGGUGGCCGUGUAUAUUCUCAGUGCUUUACAUGUAUUAACUUUAAUCUUCACAAUUAUCCUGUGAAGUGAAAGCUUUUAUUGUCUCUUUCACAGAAAAGGAAACUGGCUAAGAAAUGUUGCCCUAAAUUGUGUAGGCUUGUGUUGUGGUUCUGUUGUGAAAUUUCAUUUACUGAUUGAUACAUCAAUCAUCUAGCCAUCCAAUCAUGUAUAUUUUUCUCACUGGUUUUUGACCUAUUUCUUGAAGCUAAAUACUUGACUGAAUAACGUAGUCUUUCCAGAGAGAAUCUCUGAAUUAGAAUAUGAGUUGCUGCCCUUCUUCGUUAAAAAUACCAGCUGUGUUCCUAGCAUCCAUUUAAAGGAGAAAACUUAGAAGCAAAGACAAAAAGUCACACAGGGGGCGAUGGCAAAGGUACCUUUAAAACAGGGCAGAAGCCUUAUGGAUUGGAUUCGACUGACCAAAAGUGGAAAGGAUCUAACGGGAUUAAAAGGCAGGUUAAUUGAAGUAACUGAAGAAGAACUUAAGAAACACAACAAAAAAGAUGAUUGUUGGAUAUGCAUAAGAGGUUUCGUUUAUAAUGUCAGCCCUUAUAUGGAGUAUCAUCCUGGUGGAGAAGAUGAACUAAUGAGAGCAGCAGGAUCAGAUGGUACUGAACUUUUUGAUCAGGUUCAUCGUUGGGUCAAUUAUGAAUCCAUGCUGAAAGAAUGCCUGGUUGGCAGAAUGGCCAUUAAACCUGCUGUUCUGAAAGACUAUCGUGAGGAGGAAAAGAAAGUCUUAAAUGGCAUGCUUCCCAAGAGCCAAGUAACAGAUACACUUGCCAAAGAAGGUCCUAGUUAUCCAAGCUAUGAUUGGUUCCAAACAGGCUCUUUAGUCACCGUUGCCAUAUAUACUAAACAGAAGGAUAUCAAUUUAGACUCAAUAAUAGUUGAUCAUCAGAAUGAUUCCUUUAGAGCAGAAACAAUUAUUAAGGAUUAUUUAUAUCUUAUACAUAUUGGGCUAAGCCAUGAGGUUCAGGAAGAUUUUUCUGUGCGGGUUGUUGAGAGUGUGGGAAAAAUAGAGAUUGUUCUAAAAAAAAAAGAGAAUACUUCUUGGGACUUUCUUGGCCAUCCCCUGAAGAAUCAUAAUUCACUUAUUCCAAGGAAAGAUACAGGUUUGUACUACAGAAAGUGCCAGUUAAUUUCCAAGGAAGAUGUUACUCAUGAUACGAGGCUUUUCUGUUUGACGCUGCCACCCAGCACUCAUCUUCAGGUGCCCAUUGGGCAACAUGUUUACCUCAAGCUACCUAUUACAGGUACAGAAAUAGUAAAGCCAUAUACACCUGUAUCUGGUUCCUUACUCUCAGAGUUCAAGGAACCAGUCCUUCCCAACAAUAAAUACAUCUACUUUUUGGUAAAAAUCUAUCCCACUGGACUCUUCACACCAGAGCUUGAUCGUCUUCAGAUUGGAGAUUUGGUUUCUGUAAGCAGUCCUGAGGGCAAUUUUAAAAUAUCCAAGUUCCAAGAAUUAGAAGAUCUCUUUUUGUUGGCAGCUGGAACAGGCUUCACACCAAUGGUUAAAAUACUGAAUUAUGCUUUGACUGAUAUACCCAGUCUCAGGAAAGUGAAGCUGAUGUUCUUCAAUAAAACAGAGGAUGAUAUAAUUUGGAGAAGUCAACUGGAGAAAUUAGCAUUUAAAGAUAAAAGACUGGAUGUUGAAUUUGUUCUCUCAGCACCUACUUCUGAAUGGAAUGGCAAACAGGGACAUAUUUCACCAGCUCUUCUUUCUGAAUUUUUGAAAAGAAAUUUGGACAAAUCCAAAGUUCUCGUCUGCAUUUGUGGACCAGUGCCAUUUACAGAACAAGGAGUAAGGUUGCUGCAUGAUCUCAACUUUUCCAAAAAUGAGAUCCAUAGUUUUACAGCAUAAUGAAGAGCUGUCAUUGUCCUUUAUUCAACUAGUUUAUCUAAAUUUGUGAUUGCUUAGGGUUUUUUAAGAGAACAUUUUUGCACAUAAUAAAAGGUUAACUAGAAUCCAGCCUUCAGUUUCUUAAAUGAAAUCAAAUGUUCCUUCAGUAUAGAUAACUUCUUGGCUUUCUUUUGUACCAUAACUUAUUUUACUAUUGAUAUUUUACCUGGAAAGUUAAUCAUGGCAACAAAUACAUACAGGAUUCUUUGUUAUGAAUCACAAAUUUCCUUGCCAUUUAAAUUAUAUCACUGUUCUACAAUAAGCACUUGUGUUUUAUGACAUAAUAAAGUAAAUGAUCACUUUGAUCAUGUUUCUAUGCUAUAAAAUGUCUUAUUAGCAAUACAGAUGAAAUUUUACAUUGCACUGUUAACUCAGGAAAUGAUCAUUUAUGUCCUUGUUUUUAAUGUUAAAACAUAGAAUGUUAUAACUUAUUAAGUGAUCCAAACAUUUGUGUGUGUGUGUAUGGCAUUGAUGCACAAUAGAAUAAAAUUAUGCGUAAGUUCUUUUUAA